AGGAAAACAAAACAACUAAAGUAACAUUCAGCAAAGAAUCUUGGGCGGAACAGCACAAUCUUUUUCUCUCUUUUUUCUUUGUAUUGUUUGCGUGCACUGCAAUCGUGUGACAUCAGUCAAUCAGAUCCCAAAUUUUGAAGCGAAUAAUAAUAAAAAAUACACAGCGUAUCCAUUGUCUUUCUCACGAGCGCAUCCGCAAUUGCACACUCGCAGCCCCCCUCCCCCCUUCAAUUGGGCUACCAUUGUCUGUUAUUUAGGUUUUCUUCACCUAUCAUUUUUUUCCGUCUUGUGGAAGCUACAGUCGGCUGCGCCUAUUUCUCAUAUCCGCAUACGCGUACACCUCACUUCCUCAUUCAUCAGGGUGGCUCUUAAGCAUUAGCUUUUCUGUCAUACUUAAUCGCUGUUGACGACCACUCCUGUCUCGACGUUUUCCCUAUUCGUGCUUUCCCUUCUUUGUUAGUUAUCAUCAUUGUUCGAGCAGCGUUCUUCCUUGAGCUGACACGUGCUUUUUGUCCCUCACUGUUUAGUUGCCUGGUAGAACACCCUGUUGUGUACUCCGCUGGAGCAGCAACCACAAGAAGAAUCUCAGCAACAACCAAAAAAAAAAAGGCUGCGUAGUAGUAAGAGGAGGAGCGGAGUGCGGAUGGUCCCUCGAAGGAGAUUCACCAAGACAGAGUUGCCGUCAAGCGAUGCGAGGCCACACGUCUCAGAUGCGGCGGCGGGCCGCCACAACGCGCCUUUGCCAGCAAAGGCCACAGGAACUUCCAGCGUUAUCUUUCUCCUUGUCCAAAUGUUUUUUUGUCUUGUCGGCAUCAACCUGUGUUUUGGGUGGUGGUCCUUAAAGCAAGAACGAGUCAUCAAGAAGCCGUAUCUUAUCUUGGAAGAGAACGCAGCAAGCAAUGACGUUGUCCUUCCCGCGCACAAGAGGGUCUUUCUGUCUACCGUGUACGGCAUGACGCUGACGCAGACGCUGGCGGGUUUCUUGAUGAGUGCGACGUUACUGGGCUUUCACAACGUCGUAUGCAGGUGCGCCAAGCGUCCGGGUACUUCUUCCGCAGUCACCACCCGCACUACAAGUGUGAGGAGCGAUCUCCAAGGUCAGACGAAACUAACCCUACGCGACGUACCGGAGCUCCUGGCAAUGGGCUAUUCGAACAUCUUCGGCUCCUCGCUUGGCUACGCUGCGAUGCGCCGUCUUUCUUUUCCUGUUACACUGACCGCCAAAAUGGCCAAGAUGCUGCCCGUCAUGCUUGUCGGCUCCGUCUGGUAUCACACCCGCUACCCCGCACGCAAAGUCAUCGCGUGCUUUUGCAUCACCGGUGGUGUGAUCACGUUUGCGCUGCUGGAUCGGAGUUCAAGCCCGGGCGGAAAGCCCGCGAAGGCGACGGAUCCGCCGGCAACGUCUUCGUUGUCGGUUCUCGGGGUGGCGCUAAUGAUAGUGAACCUGCUGAUGGACGGCUACACCAACUCGACGCAAGAUGUGCUGGUGAGGCGGCAUCGCUGGAGCGGGGCGUCGCUUAUGAUGCGGACCAACUUCGUCUCCGUCAUUUGUGUGUUGUCGGUGCUGGCCGUGUUGGAGUGGGGCGAGCAGCCGUGGGCGUGGCUGUGCUCCUUUGUGGAUCUUGUCUUGUCGUCCGUGGCACGUAGCCCCGACCAGGUGGGUGUCAGAGCGGCGUCUGCUAGCCUGUCCUUCCUUCCUUUUCAUGAUCUUUCCAACUUCGUUGGGUUUCUCGCGCGCUGCGAUGAAGCGCGCAACGAUGUGCUGCUCAUGUCGGUGCUCAGCGCCGCCGGUCAGCUUUUUAUAUUUCACACCAUCAGCGUCUUCGGCACGCUGACGGUGACGGCCAUGACGCUGCUGCGAAAAGUUGGCAGUGUGCUGCUUUCUAUUUACGUUCACGGGCAUCAGGUGCGGUCGUCGCAGUGGGCCGCGCUGGCGACAGUUUUCAUCGGAAUUGUAAGUGAGGGCUACAUCAACAUCCAGGAAGCGUCUCGACGACAAAGGCACAGUCCUGCAUCGUCGCCUCCGGCAGCCGGCACGAAUAGCGUGCUUCACAACUCUUCUCCGACGCUGAUGUCGGAGAAAACGCUCUUCCCAACCAACUCACUGCCGCCCACAUCCAGCAGCUCGUCCAUAGCGAUGAUGACGGAUAGCCGCAGCACAACUCCGGCGAACGCUAUCGUGGAGCAUUACAACGAGUGA
Messenger RNA from Leptomonas pyrrhocoris, 2200 nucleotides. RefSeq lists its product as hypothetical. The transcript has a single exon. Lineage: Eukaryota; Euglenozoa; Kinetoplastea; Trypanosomatida; Trypanosomatidae. Gene Ontology annotation, cellular component: Golgi membrane; endoplasmic reticulum membrane. The record is from RefSeq and is a predicted model, not a curated record. Gene Ontology annotation, biological process: UDP-galactose transmembrane transport. Bases 791 to 2200 code for a protein of 469 amino acids. Gene Ontology annotation, molecular function: UDP-glucose transmembrane transporter activity; UDP-galactose transmembrane transporter activity.